AGGGAGGAGUCUUUACAGCGCGUUCAGUGCAGUGUCAUCUGUGUAUAUCUAUCAUCUGUGUAUAUCUGUCAUCUGUGUAUAUCUGUCAUCUGUAUAUCUGUCAUCUGUGUAUAUCUGUCACCUGUGUAUAUCUAUCAUCUGUGUAUAUCAUCUGUGUAUGUCUAUCAUCUAUCUCCCACCUGCUCCCUGGGUCCAGGAGGAGGGAAGGGUUGGUUUCUUACCUUUGGCCUGUCUGCCUCCACCCCAGCUAUAAUGUGGCUUAUCUAAACGCCUGAGAGGUGGGGCACUUAGCUUUCCAGUUUUUUUUGUUUUUUUUGUUAUUUUUUCAAUUCCCUUUUUAUAAUUUCCUGAGACACAGUGGCCAGGAACUGUGCAGAGAUCUUACACAGAGGGGACUCUCAACCUCCAUUUUUGGUGAGUCGCUGAGGACAAAAAAAGAGGGUGGCCCCUGAGAUGGACUGUGGGCCCUGGGCACAGCCUUUCCAUAUACCCAGAUGAAUUCCUAGGUGGGGAGUGAGUGGAGAGUUGGCCACCACGAUGGGGGCAGGGGCAGAGAAGGGAGCAUGGGUGAGUAGGUGCCUGGGCUAGCCAGAAGGGACUUAGGGGAAGGCGGCCAGGAAGACUGAGGGGUGAUCUGGCCUCAGGAGGGUGACAGAGGAGCCUGAAGAAAGGGAAGGAGAUGCGGAAUGAUUGAUGGAAGGGGAAAGAGUAAGAAGGAUUUGGAGGAAAGAGAGCCCGAAGGGUCCAACGUGGUGGGGACACAAGAGCUGCUGCUGAACAGAAAUGGGGGAGGAGCAGCUGUGUCAGGCUGGCCCCGUGGUGGGCCCGUGGAGCGUCCUGCAGGGCAGGCAAGAUGGAGACAACAGUAGACCAGGAGAGGGUGAAGGGGAGAGUGGGUGGAGGGAGAUGCCCCAGGCGGGGUUUUGGGAUUCAUUUUAUUUUACCAAGUAUAAGGGGACCCUUCAGAAGUUGACCAGAAACUGAGGAGACAGGACUUGGGGGUGGGGGGCUGUCCAGAGCACCUAGCUCCCAGCCACUCUUGAGUACAAAGGUAGAGUACUACCUUUUCUCUUUUGUUUCCUUCUGAGGCCAGUUUAUGACCAUCUCACUGGGAAACGGUUGGUAGGGGCAACCAUCCAACUGCCUUGCAGAACAGGAAAGUGGGGGUGGCCCAGGGGUCAGAGCGAAGCCAGUCAUCUGUUGGGGUUGGUAAUGUGACGUCCGGCAGUCAUGCCCCUCAUCUCUUCCUGGGUCCUCUUCAUCAGCACUGGUGAGGGUCUGGCUGGGGAUGGUGAGCCUACCUUCCCACCCAUCAGGCCCCUCUGAGCAAGGGGCAACUCUGCUGUGGGAGAUGCAGAAAACAGAUCUCGCUUUCCUUCUGGGCAAUCACCACUCCAGCUUUCCUCCAGAAAGCUUCCACAAGGGGCAGAGGAGAAUCCAGCAUUUGUGAUGGCCAUCCCACCUUAGUGUGUAGUGACCACCACACCUUCUGGAAACAGGGAAGGCAAACCGUUCUGGUUGGCCUAGAACUUUUGGAUCUUUCUUGACCCCAAGCUGCCAAAGGUAGAAGCUUUAAAAACCUGAACUAAUAUUUCCCUCCCCCAAACUGCUAUGGGCUUCCUUUUCCCAGUUGGUCCAGGCACCAUGCUCGCGGUAUUUGAGAAAAUCGCAAGAGCUGUGGUCCAACACAUGGACGCUGGUGGGGAUAUGAUCGCUGUCAGAAGCCUCAUUGAUGCUGACAGAUUCCACUGCUUCUAUCCGGUGAAGGAGAGGAGACGUUUCUUUGGAUACCAAUAUGAUAAGAGAGACCUCACCCUGUAGGACAUCCUGGAGAUGGACAAGGGUGAAGGGCUGUUUGAUAAGCUGGUUCCUGGACUCCAAGGUCAAGAGGUUAAGUCCCAAGUUAUGGACAGCGUAGACUCAAAGGGAAGUUUGACAGUGAAAUUACCCAAAGAAAAAACACUUGACAUGGGAAUAACAUUCUCCAGGUCCCCAGAGCAGGGCAUCGAGUUAUCAAAGACCUGGAUACUCCAGAAAUUCCUGGAUUCCCUUAAGAACAAAAAGCUGAAGAGGAAACUGACCCCUAUGUUCCAAUCAAUCCAGGCAAUGAGAGAAGACCUUUAUCUAGUGACGGAAACUCUGAAGACGACAAAGACUGUAAUCCUGAAAAGUGAAAAGCAAUAUAUUUUUUGGGACCCGAUGAAAUGUUUUGGCCUCCGAUAUGAACACAAGGUUAGGAUCCUGGGAGGUGGGGACUGUGGGAGAGCCAGCUCGGCUCACCCACUGCAGGUCAGGGGCUGCCAGCCCAGCCGCCGCACUCUUCAGCUCUUCCUUUAGACCUCUCUGAGCAGUCUUGCCUGCUCCUUGGCCUUCUUACGACUUCUCUUCUUGCCCCAAGAAAGUCUGUGUGGCAUCACUCAGCCUCUCCCCUGUUACUCUCUAGUGGUGCUCUGUCUUCAUUUGCUUCAUAGCGCUUCCCACGGUUCAUAGUUACUCGGGUGUUUUUUGCUUGUUCAUUGUCUUCCUCCCUUUCCAGGAGGCAGGAGGGCAGGAGCCACGAUGCCUGGAACAAAACGGGCAUGUUUUGUCCUCUAUAAUUUUUUUUUUUUUGGCCACGCCACGCGGCUUGCAGGAUCUUAGUUCUCUGACCAGGGAUCGAACCCGGGCCCCUGGCAGUGAAAGCGCCAGGUCCUAACCACUGGAUGGCCAGGGAAUUCCCCAUAAAUAUUUGUUGAAUGAAGUGGAAACAACAUGAGUUUUGGGGUCAGAUGCGGGUUCAAAUUUCAGCUCUACUGCUGUGAAACGGGCUCAUCUGCUGACCUCUCAGAGCCUCGGUUCUCUCAUCUGUAAAAUGAGGAUAAAAAUGUCUACCUCCCAGGAUUGUUUGGGAGAUCAGGCAAGAUAACUAUGUCAAGCACUUAGGGAUCAAUCAACCUGAGCUCCUUUUUCCUAGCACCAAACGGAAGUGAGCAUCACCCCUCAGAAGGUCCUGGGCUAUCGAGUAAAGCAGCUAGUCUUCCCCAACGCAGAGAGUAUGGGUAAGCAAGGCCUGGUGAG
Messenger RNA from Orcinus orca (killer whale), 3057 nucleotides. RefSeq names its product gasdermin B (gene GSDMB). The transcript is spliced from 3 exons. The record is from RefSeq and is a predicted model, not a curated record. NCBI's taxonomy places the organism in Eukaryota, Metazoa, Chordata, Mammalia, Artiodactyla, Delphinidae. Gene Ontology annotation, molecular function: phosphatidylinositol-4-phosphate binding; phosphatidylinositol-4,5-bisphosphate binding; phosphatidylserine binding. Gene Ontology annotation, biological process: defense response to bacterium; pyroptotic inflammatory response.